GCUUGGACCUCGGUGACGGAGGAGAGGGGAGGUGUUGUGCUGCUCUUCCUGGUGAUGAAGAUCGGCUGUCUCCUGCAAGCUCGCAGCACUGGCUAAAACGGUGGGGGACUGGAGGAGGCUUCGAUGUCUGUGAUGGAUCCGCAGAGCGUUUCUUUUACGCCGCGCGACGAACUGUGGCGCUUCCACACAGACAUGCUUCGCGUACAGCAAACCCAAGCCGAGCACGCCGAUCGGCUGGCUCGCUUGGAGAGACGCCAGGAUGAUGAUGCCCGGAUGAAGUCUGUUUGGGGCACUUCCUCUCCGUUCCCUACUGUCUUGGGCGGCACACCCCAACAAGUUCCUAUGCACCAGCCUACUCCGGACGUCUUCUCCAACUUUGA
Aplosporella prunicola CBS 121167 is the source of this 380-nucleotide messenger RNA. RefSeq lists its product as uncharacterized. The annotation marks the transcript as partial. The transcript is spliced from 2 exons. The record is from RefSeq and is a predicted model, not a curated record. NCBI's taxonomy places the organism in Eukaryota, Fungi, Ascomycota, Dothideomycetes, Botryosphaeriales, Aplosporellaceae.